AAAGCAGUUGCAGACACGUGAAGUAAAGAAGAUUGUAGAAAAUAGGUGGUUCACACAUUGAAUGAUGAACAAACUGAGAGUUGCAGUAAUUGGUGGUGGAGGAGCUGGUCUGUGUGCUGCUAGAUACAUGGGAGCAAGGCCUGACAGAUUUGAACCAGUUGUCUUUGAAAAAGCUGAUUGUGUUGGAGGCACAUGGGUUUAUACAGAGGAGACUGGGAAAGACAGACAUGGACUGCCUAUCCAUUCAAGCAUGUACACAUCUCUCAAAACAAACCUUCCCAAAGAAGUGAUGUCUUUUCCAGACUUUCCUUUUGACAGUUCACUUCCAUCUUUUGUGAAGCAUACUGAUAUGUUGAAAUAUCUUCAGCAGUAUGCCGACCAUUUUAAUCUCCUCAAAUAUAUACAGUUCAACACACUAGUUGAAUCAGUAAGACCAGUGAAACCUUCAAGUGACACCAAGUCUAUCACUUGGGAGGUCAGAGUUCGCAAUUUAGAGAAUCAGGAAUCUGGGUCUACCUCUUCUCACUAUGAUGCUGUCAUGGUUUGCAAUGGGCAUUAUGCACUACCUAAGAUUCCAGAAAUGGAUGGUUUGGACACCUUUUCAGGUCAGAUCCUUCACAGCCACAACUAUCGGCAUCCAGAAUCCUACAAAGAUCAGUCAGUCUUGAUUGUAGGUGCUGGUGCCUCAGGGAUUGACAUAGCAUUGGACUUGUCACCCCAUGCCAAGCACGUAUACCUCAGCCACUGGAAACCAAGACUUAAGACACCAAUACCAAGCAACAUCAAGGAGGUCCAAGCUGUUAAAUCAAUCUGCAAGACUGAAGUUGAGUUUCUAGAUGGCCACAAGGAUUCAUUCGACUGCAUUCUGUUCUGUUCUGGAUAUUACUAUGACUUCAGUUUCUUGCAUCCUGAUUGUUCAGUGGACGUGACAGAUGGCAGAAUUACCCCACUCUAUAAACAUGUCAUCCACCAGAUAUUUCCCAGUUUAUGUUUUAUUGGUAUUGCCAUACGCAUUUGUCCAUUCCCCCACUUCAGUGCUCAAACACAGUUUUUCCUAGCAGCGCUGGAUGGCUCUAUGAAGCUUCCAACACAGAAAGAGAUGCAAGAAGAUGAAGCAAGGGAUUACCAAAAGAAGUUGGAUGAAGGGCUUCCUCAUCGAUAUGCACACCUAAUGGGAGAGAGGCAGUGGGGCUAUCACUCUGACAUCCUCAGUUUAGCGGGGGCCAAACAGCACCAGCCAGUAGUAGAGAAACUUUAUAAACAUGUAUCUGUUUACAGAGGGACUGAUGUAUCGAACUACAAGAAGAUGAAUUUUGAUAUAAUGGAUAAUGAAAAUUUUGUACAAUUGCAGUCACUGUAACAGUAAAAGACAGCUUAUAAUACUCUUGUGUAGUAAGGUGUUUAUGCUAUGCACAGACUUUAUAUUUAUGAUAAAAAGUCAUUUAAAUUAUAAAAUAUAUAUAAUAAGAAUUUUCCAAAGUACAUGUAGGUGUUUCAUAAAGUAGCUUGUAAGUUAAACUCAACUUGACCAAUUACUUGUGAUCCUUUCUUGUGGUAAAAAUGAUAAACAUCAGAUUUUCAUUUGUGUCGACUUAGAUCCUAAAAAAGGGUCACCAGUCAUUUGUAAAUUCGCUUGUAACACAAUUUUGUAAAACACCCACCAAGUAACAUUGCCUAAGUCAAUUUUUGACAGAAAAAAAGAUCUGUUAUGACUGAGAAAAAAGUACAGACUUAGCUAACAUUAUUUUGUUUUAGAUAAUUUCAUCCAAGAAUUCUUUUACUCACCCUGAGGUGAUAAUUAGACUUAUUGGAGGUUAACUUAAGAAAUAUUUACUGAAGUACAUGUUUCAAUGGCUUAGGGCUAUACAGAAUACAAGCUGACCAAAGCCGUUAUUCAUUUAGCUAUCCAUGUGUUUCUUUAUCAUUUCAAUACAAAUAAUAAGGUGACUAUUACUGAUAUCUCUAAAUCUUUGAUGAAUACUUGAUCCUCUGUUGUGUUAUUAUACCCAAGAGAUGUGUAUUUCUAAGAAUCAGGGUGGUGUCUCAUAAAGCCGUUUGUUAAGUAGGCUGAAGAAUCUGCUGUUUUGGAGGAGUUCUAAAACAUUUUCAGAUUUUUUCUGUCCUCAUAGUACUCGUAGUAGUGGUAGUUCGCUCAACCCUUAACUACAGCAUCUAUGGGGAAAAGGGUGCGCUACCUCACCCUCUUCAUUUUCUCUUUGAAUGCCAUUUUUAAUGGGAGAAACUAAGCGCCAGAAUAAAAAUUGACUUUGUAAGAAUCAGCUUACCAGUUUCUCAAAAUAUGUGAUGUAAAAUCCAAAAUUUUGUUUCCAACGAGCUGGUGUCAGGUUCGUCGAUCGUUCUUUAUCAUAUUUCUAAGAAAAAUGUACAUGAAGUAGGACCCCAUUUGAGCAUGGUGUGUAUGUGUUUAUUGGAGUAAUGAUAAUCUGACUAGAUUUGGGUUCACAGAAUUAAUGUCGCAGAGGUCAUUGUAUGAAAUUAUGAGUGCAGCAAAAUAGAAUUUCAAUAAUAUAAUUUCACUUCCUCAUUAAACAUACAGAUUGAAUUGAGUUUAAGGACCUAUUUCUUUAACAAGCUAAGCUGAUCGUGUUACUAUCACGAGACCUCAUCCUUUCAUAGUUUUCAUUCAAUGGGUGAUCAUUAUGGUUUAGUAUUCCUUUGUCUUUUCCAAGUACUGUAUUACCGGUAUAUUUCAACAUACAUCAUUGAAGUUUAGGUCUUGUACUGUUAACUCAACUUUCGUGAGGUAAAUGUACAUGUUUAAAUCUAUAUUUGUUAAUCAAACAUCACAUACUAAUUUUUAAGUCUGAACAAUAUAAAAUCUAUUUAAUUUCAUUGUUCUUUAAAUAUUUUUUAUUAAAAUAAAAGCCAUUACAUUAUAAUAUGUGCGUAAGAUAUCAGUAUGAUGGUUAAUUAUAUUGGACAUUACAUUGCAGCUUUAAUUGUAAAGCAUUUCUAUAAUGGCGACAAUACUUUUUUGAAAGAUAUGAUAUAUUUACAAAUAUAAAAGAUAACACAUAUGA
Messenger RNA from Lytechinus pictus (painted urchin), 3041 nucleotides. RefSeq lists its product as uncharacterized. The transcript has 4 exons. NCBI's taxonomy places the organism in Eukaryota, Metazoa, Echinodermata, Echinoidea, Temnopleuroida, Toxopneustidae. The coding region runs from base 62 to 1360 and encodes 432 amino acids. The record is from RefSeq and is a predicted model, not a curated record. Gene Ontology annotation, molecular function: NADP binding; flavin adenine dinucleotide binding; N,N-dimethylaniline monooxygenase activity.